CGGUAUGCUGUCAAAGUGACAGGAGCGCUGCAAACAGCGUGCUGAUUGUUAUUGUUUACCUUCGUGGUCGGCAGCAAGCCCGGCAACGUGCAGUGGAUUUUACUACUUUAUUAUAUUUUAGUGACUAUCUAACACCAUGUGCAGUAUUGCGGAGGAUGAUUUUGGUGACGAUGGAGCAGCGCACGGUAUGAAGGAGGACACCCCACAACCGGAACUCGCGGCAAACGAGCUGUGUCGGAAGUGUAACACGGAACUGGCUGUGCUGAAACUGAACCUGAAGGAGCCUCAGUGUCGGAGUUGCUUUUUGAACUACGUACGGCACAAGUUCCGUGCAUCGUUGGGAUCGACGAAAAUUGUACGCCGAGGCUCGCGUGUUCUUAUCAUCUUUACCGGUGGGCCGGAAAAUGUAACGCUGCUCGAUAUGAUACGCUUCGGGUUGGAGCAGGACUCGUUUAAGCAGCUGCGAAUAGUGCCCGUGCUGCUUUACGUGGAUGAUGAAUUCGUGAACCGGGCAGAUGAGUUCCGAAUGCAACGUUUAGCGAAGCGGAUAAAUGUUCUUAAACAGUUUAGCAACUUUCCAUCGUACUACACCGUAUGCGGCUCUUCGAAGUAUGUGAAAGUAACCUUCGAAGAAGAAUUUUCGCCUACCGGAUUUGAGGAGGAUGAAAAGCGACUAAUCCAUGUACUGGAAGCCGUCCGAUCGGUAUCAUCUAAACAGGACCUCCUGGAGCAGGUGCACAAACAAACGUAUCGAAGCAUUGCGAAAGCACUCAACUGCAACUACGUCUUCCUUUCGGACAUUGGGAUCGAUCUGGCAAAAACUCUUCUGUCCAACGUAGCACUGGGUCGCGGUUGUUCCCUAGCACAGGAUGUAGCGUUCUGCGAUGAUCGUGACGAUGCAGUGAAGCUUAUACGACCCAUACGUGAUCUGAAUCCGGAUGAGAUUAGCAAUUACCUGCAGUACAGCGAAGCACAGCUACUCCACUUGCCACUCGCGAAACACUUCGACGAUAAGCCAAGCUUACAAAAUUUGACGGCCAAAUUCAUCGACAACCUGCAGCAAAGCUUCCCUUCCACGGUGUCGACCGUUUUUCGUACGGGCGAUAAACUUGAUGCACCGAAAGUGGUGCAAAAGACGGCACCAUCCAGUUCUUCCGUUGAUGGAACGGAUUUUCUUGCACUGUUCGAUAAGAAACUCACGCUAAAGGAGCAGCCUACGGCGGCAGAAUGCUGUCGAUUUUGUGGCGCUGCUUUGGAUUAUCGAGGAUCAAAAACGCUGUUUGCCACCGAAUAUUCGAGGCUCGUUUCGUCCCGAAUUAAUGCCGCCUGUAGUCAUGAGGACAUUUUGCAGAAAUCGAAGCAAAUGGAGCAGGACGCGGAGCGAGCGGUGAAUGGAGAAGACGAUGAUGAGCGUCGGGAACUAUUGAAGCGUCUUUGUCACGGGUGUAGAAACAUAUUUGAAGAUAUAAAUGAGUAGCAGGGAAGGGAAAUGGAACAAGCUGUUUUAAAUAAAACAAUUCAUUGUUGGAACACUUGCAACGGGA
Anopheles stephensi (Asian malaria mosquito) is the source of this 1544-nucleotide messenger RNA. RefSeq names its product cytoplasmic tRNA 2-thiolation protein 2-like. The coding region runs from base 137 to 1477 and encodes 446 amino acids. Lineage: Eukaryota; Metazoa; Arthropoda; Insecta; Diptera; Culicidae. Gene Ontology annotation, cellular component: cytosol. Gene Ontology annotation, molecular function: sulfurtransferase activity; tRNA binding. Gene Ontology annotation, biological process: tRNA wobble position uridine thiolation. The transcript has a single exon. The record is from RefSeq and is a predicted model, not a curated record.